AUGGCCAAGACCCAAAAGAACAAAGCCACUUCUUUCCAUUUGGGUCAAUUAAAGGCUAAAUUAGCCAAAUUAAGAAGAGAACUGUUAACCAGUGCGUCUGCAGGUUCCGGAGGUGGUGCUGGGGUUGGUUUUGAUGUUGCAAGAACAGGUGUCGCCAGUGUUGGGUUCGUGGGGUUCCCGUCAGUCGGUAAAUCGACUUUAUUAUCUAAAUUGACUGGGACAGAAUCUGAAGUGGCAGAAUAUGAAUUUACCACUUUAGUAACAGUGCCUGGUGUUAUUCGUUACAAGGGUGCAAAGAUUCAAAUGUUAGAUUUACCUGGUAUUAUCGAUGGUGCCAAGGAUGGACGUGGCCGUGGUAAACAAGUAAUUGCUGUUGCAAGAACAUGUAAUCUGUUAUUUAUUGUCUUAGAUGUGAACAAACCAUUACAGCAUAAACAAAUUAUUGAGAAAGAAUUGGAAGGUGUUGGUAUCCGUUUAAACAAGACACCUCCAGAUAUUUUAAUUAAAAAGAAAGAGAAAGGUGGUAUCUCCAUUACCAAUACUGUUCCAUUAACUCAUUUGGGAGCUGAUGAAAUUAGAGCUGUCAUGAGUGAAUAUAGAAUAAAUAGUGCAGAGUUGGCAUUUAGAUGUGACGCUACCGUCGAUGACUUAAUUGAUGUUUUAGAGGCUCCAAGUAGAAGAUAUAUGCCAGCAAUUUACGUCUUAAACAAGAUUGAUUCUUUAUCAUUGGAAGAAUUAGAAUUACUAUAUAGAAUCCCAAAUGCAGUUCCUAUAUCUUCUGGGAAAGAAUGGAAUUUGGAUGAACUAUUGCAAGUUAUGUGGGAUCGAUUAAAUCUAGUCCGUAUUUACACAAAGCCAAAAGGUAGAAUUCCAGAUUUUACAGAUCCGGUUGUCUUAAGAUCUGAUCGUUGCUCAGUCAGAGAUUUUUGUAAUCAAAUUCAUAAAUCUUUGGUCGAUGAUUUCAGAAAUGCAUUGGUUUAUGGUAGUAGUGUUAAGCAUCAACCGCAGUACGUUGGGUUGAGUCAUAUUUUAGAAGAUGAAGAUGUAGUUACUAUUUUAAAGAAAUAG
Naumovozyma dairenensis CBS 421 is the source of this 1068-nucleotide messenger RNA. It is a transcript of the gene RBG1, whose product is annotated as GTP-binding protein RBG1. Gene Ontology annotation, molecular function: GTPase activity; GTP binding. Gene Ontology annotation, biological process: cytoplasmic translation. The coding region runs from base 1 to 1068 and encodes 355 amino acids. The transcript has a single exon. Lineage: Eukaryota; Fungi; Ascomycota; Saccharomycetes; Saccharomycetales; Saccharomycetaceae. The record is from RefSeq and is a predicted model, not a curated record. Gene Ontology annotation, cellular component: cytoplasm.